GCGCGGGGGGCGAGCGCGCGGCUGGCCGGGCAGGACCGCAGCCGGAGCCGAGCCGGGACUGUCGCGCGGGCCCCGCCGGCGAUGCCGCGCCCCCGGGCCGGGCUGUAGCGGGGCCGCGGCCGGAGCGCGCGCCGGGCAGGCCGGACAUGGAGGUGGUGGACGAGACCGAGGCGCUGCAGCGCUUCUUCGAAGGCCACGACAUCAAUGGCGCCCUGGAGCCCUCCAACAUAGACACCAGCAUCCUGGAGGAGUACAUCGGCAAGGAGGACUCCUCCGACCUCUGCUUCCCCGACAUCUCUGCUCCAGCCAGCGCGGCCUCCUUCCCCCACGGGCAGCCUGCAAUCCCUGGCUCCAGUGGGGUCCACCACCUGAGCUCCCCUGGGGGUGGACCCUCCCCGGUGCGCCACGGUCCCCUCCCGCCCCCGAGCUACAGUGCCCCACUCAACUGCAACAACAACAACGGCAUGGGCGCCGCGCCGAAGCCCUUCCUGGGGGGCUCGGGGCCCCCCAUCAAAGCCGAGCCCAAGGCUCCCUAUGCCCCAGGCACACUGCCAGACUCCCCCCCGGACUCGGGCUCCGAGGCCUACUCCCCGCAGCAGGUGAAUGACCCCCAUCUCCUCCGCACCAUAACCCCUGAGACCCUGUGCCAUGUGGGGGUGCCCUCCCGCCUGGAGCACCCGCCUCCACCGCCAGCCCACCUGCCAGGCCCCCCGCCGCCCCCGCCGCCCCCGCCUCACUACCCUGUCCUGCAGCGGGACCUGUACAUGAAGGCCGAGCCCCCGCUCCCGCCGUAUGCUGCCAUGGGGCCGGGUCUGGUGCCCGCAGAUCUCCACCACGCCCAGCAGUCUCAGAUGCUGCAGCACUUGCUGCAGCAACACGGAGCUGAGUAAGGCGGGGGGCCCGCUCCCACACACCCCUCCAAGAAGAGGAAGCACUCAGAAUCGCCCCCCAACACCCUCAAUGCCCAGAUGCUGAACGGGAUGAUCAAACAGGAGCCUGGGACCGUGACGGCCCUGCCCCCGCACCCUGCUCGAGCCCCUUCCCCACCCUGGCCUGCCCAGGGUCCACUCUCGCCCGGCCCCGGCUCCUUGCCGCUCAGCAUCGCUCGGGUCCAGACACCACCGUGGCACCCGCCAGGUGCGCCCUCACCAGGUCUCCUGCAGGACAAUGAUAGUCUCAGUGGCUCCUACCUGGACCCCAACUACCAGUCCAUCAAGUGGCAGCCCCAUCAGCAGAACAAGUGGGCCACGCUGUAUGAUGCCAACUACAAGGAGCUGCCUAUGCUCACCUACCGUGUGGACGCUGACAAAGGCUUCAACUUUUCGGUGGGUGACGACGCCUUCGUGUGCCAGAAGAAGAACCACUUCCAGGUGACGGUGUACAUCGGCAUGCUGGGGGAGCCCAAGUAUGUCAAGACGCCCGAAGGCCUCAAGCCCCUAGACUGCUUCCACCUGAAGCUGCAUGGCGUGAAGUUGGAGGCCUUGAACCAGUCCAUCAACAUUGAGCAGUCGCAGUCAGACCGAAGCAAGAGGCCCUUCAACCCCGUCACGGUCAAUCUGCCUCCUGAGCAGGUCACAAAGGUGACCGUGGGACGACUGCACUUCAGCGAGACCACUGCCAACAACAUGCGCAAGAAGGGCAAGCCCAACCCUGACCAGAGGUACUUCAUGCUGGUAGUGGCCCUUCAGGCUCACGCGCAGAACCAGAACUACACCCUGGCUGCCCAGAUCUCAGAGCGCAUCAUCGUGAGGGCCUCCAACCCAGGUCAGUUUGAGAGCGACAGCGACGUGCUGUGGCAGCGGGCGCAGGUGCCUGACACCGUUUUCCAUCAUGGCCGUGUGGGCAUCAACACCGACAGGCCCGACGAGGCACUGGUUGUGCAUGGCAACGUUAAGGUCAUGGGCUCGCUCAUGCACCCCUCGGACUUGCGGGCCAAGGAGCACGUGCAGGAGGUGGACACCACCGAGCAGCUGAAGAGGAUCUCGCGCAUGCGGCUUGUGCACUACAGAUACAAGCCCGAGUUCGCAGCCAGCGCAGGCAUCGAGGCCACCGCGCCAGAGACCGGUGUCAUCGCCCAGGAGGUGAAGGAGAUCCUGCCCGAGGCUGUGAGGGACACAGGAGACAUGGUCUUUGCCAAUGGGAAGACCAUAGAGAACUUCCUGGUGGUGAACAAGGAGCGCAUCUUCAUGGAGAACGUGGGUGCUGUGAAGGAGCUGUGCAAGCUGACGGACAACCUGGAGACCCGCAUCGAUGAGCUGGAGCGCUGGAGCCACAAGCUGGCCACACUGCGGCGUCUCGACAGCCUCAAGUCCACUGGCAGCUCGGGCGCCUUCAGUCACGCAGGGAGCCAGUUUAGCCGGGCAGGCAGUGUCCCUCACAAGAAGAGGCCCCCCAAGGUGGCCAGCAAGCCGUCAGUGGUGCCGGACCAGGCCUGCAUCAGCCAGCGCUUCCUGCAGGGAACCAUCAUUGCCCUGGUGGUGGUCAUGGCCUUCAGCGUGGUGUCCAUGUCCACACUGUAUGUGCUGAGCCUGCGCACCGAGGAGGACCUGGUGGAUACUGAUGGCUCUUUUGCCGUGUCCACCUCCUGUCUCCUGGCCCUGCUCCGGCCCCAGCACCCUGGGGGGAGUGAGGCCAUGUGCCCAUGGUCCAGCCAGAGUUUUGGAACCACUCAGCUCCGACAGUCCCCUGUGACCACCGGGUCACCAGGCACACAGCCCUCUUUGCUGCUGGUUACCACCAGCCUGAUCAGCUCCGCCCCAGGUCCAGCUGUCCGCAUGUUGGACCUGUGCUUCAGCCACCGCUGCCCUGUAGUCUGCUGCUCCUCACCCACCCGCAACCCUGCCUCGGAUCCUAGUCUUGACUCCAGUGUUAAACCUGGCCAUAGUCCCACCCCCAGCCCCAGCCCCAGUUCCAGCACUAACCACUCAGGCCCCAGCCAGAUGGCCCAGCUGCCAGUUACCAACAUCAGAGCCAAGUCCUGGGGUAUUUCAGCCAAUGGCAUUGGCCACUUCAGACAUCCCAAGGGCAUGGAGCCUGUGGCCAGCCCUGCAGUUCCCUUCCCUGGUGGGCAGGGUAAGGCCAAGAACAGCCCCAGCCUUGGACUCCAUGGCCGGGCCCGGCGAGGAGCCCCCCAGACCAGCCUGGGUCCUGCUCAGCCUACUCAGGCCCAGAGCCAGCCAGAGGCCUCUCUGCUCGCGGACCCCGUGCCCUCCCUGACCUCCGUCCAGGUGCUGGAGACCUCAAUGCCCAUCACCCCCCAGUACUGCGCUCCCGAGGGUGCCUGCAGGCCUGGCAACUUCACCUACCACAUUCCCGUCAGCAGCAGCACCCCGCUGCACCUCAGCCUGACCCUGCAGAUGAACUCCUCCUCCCCUGUGUCGGUGGUGCUGUGCAGCCUGACGUCAAAGGAGAAGCCAUGCGAGGAGGGGUCGUUCCCGCAGGCUCUCCCCACCCAUCGGGACACCCAGGGCACCUCUCACCAGUGGCCAGUAACCAUCCUAUCCUUCCGCGAAUUCACCUACCAUUUCCGGGUGGCACUGCUGGGUCAGGCCAGCUGCAGCUCGGAGGCCCUCAUCCAGCCAGCCACAGACUACUACUUCCACUUCUACCGCCUCUGUGACUGAACUGCCUCCCAGAGCAGCAUAGCAGGGAUUUGGGGUCCUCGGGCCCCUUGGGGGCGCAAUGAACAGUGUUCCACUGGAGCCUGCUGCCUGCCAGUUCUCUGCCAUUCACCGGCCUCCUGGAGACUGGGGAAACUGGAAGUCUUCACACUGGAGCUGCUGUUCCUGUUGGUCACCCUCGCAUGGCACCGAGGGAGCCAGGGAGCCAGAGAGACAGACUUCCUGGGCCUUCCUGCCUGCCACCUCCUGACAGCAGGAUCCACAUCUACCCAGAUAUGGUGGCUGGCUUCAGGGGCCCUGCCUUGCCCAGAGUCCACUCUCCCCUGCCCUUCCCUUUUGAGACAGGGAGUUACUGCUCUUGGAGAGACCUGCCAGGGGCUUGGAUCCAGCCCUACAGGCCCUGACUGGCCCCCCUGAGUCAAUGGGGCAGACAGCUUUCAUCCUUGAUGCUGCUCCCUGGGUACGGCUUUGUAGUGGACUUUUUGGGAUAUGACUGUUACACUGGACUUGGACUUCUAAGCUUUAAGUGUGGCCCAGGAAGUUUUUUCUUCCUGGGAGGCCUUGGCUCCCGAGAACUCCCCGGGCAGCUGAGGCCAGCCCUGGAUGGUCUGGAAAGACUUGACUUUGUGCCUUAAAUCUACUGAGUGCCUGAUGAAGCCACCCUCAGCUCUUCACAGGCCCGAACCAGUGGUGGCCAGGAAAAUCUGGAAGGGGAAAUUCCCUGUGAACCCCCACACCCUGUGAUCCUGGGAGCUUCCCCGGUGGAGUGAGUGACUCCAUCAUUCCCCCUGAGCAGAGGAGCAGGAAUCCCUGCAAGCAUCAGGCUGGGCUGGGCUGGUGGGCAGAUGCACAUAACUUUGGCUGUUAUUAAUGAAAUAGUUACUAAAUGCACUUAAACCAGGGCAGGAAGGAGUGGAAGGAUGGAGCUAGAAAGUUCAGAGUGACACCUGCAAAGAAAGAGGGGUCCUGACUCUGAUCCUUCCCAGGAGGCUCAGAGACAUCCACCCUACUUCACCACCAAAAUUCUGGCUUCUCCCUCAUCUUGUUUGAGGGUAGCCUCAUCUUCCCAUGUCAGAGGCACCCGUGCUGUGCUUGCUCAAGAUGGAGGGAUCCAUGCUCGGCAAGCCCCAGCUCUGGCCUCCUCUCCCAGGAGUGACGCAGUGAGUUUGGAUUAAGGAAAAUGUCAGCUUCUCUUCGUAGUGUCUGGAGCACUCUGGGGCCACAUGUAGGCUCGUGAAAGGAGUGUGGCAGUCAUCUGGCCACAUCCGCCAUAGUCCAGAAAUGGGCCAUCCCUGCCCUGUGCAAUUCCGUCACUUCUUUGGAAACCAGCCUUGCCCCUAUGCUACCUCUCAGCUCUGAAUGGGAGGCCUUUCUGGGGGGAGCUGAGUUCUAGAAGCCUAUGAAUUGCAGGCCUCCUCCUGCUGUGGAUCUGAAAGCACUUAUCCACAGGACAGGGAAGCACCAGGGGGACUUGGGGUUCGCAGGGUUGCCUCCAACCCAGUCUGGCUCCACUCCCCCAUUCCAACACAGGAGUUGUAUGACCCCCAUGCCAGGCCAGGGGCCACGCCCUGCUCAGGACUACUGUGCUCCUCCUCCCACAGGGCAACCCUUCCUACAGUGCCUUAAAACUGCCGCGCCCGCCCCUUGUAAUAGGAUUUGGGGGCCUCCUCAGUAGGACUGUAGCCCUAGUCCCUAACUGGAAAGUGACCCUCCACUGCCCCCUGGAGUCCAUCUGGACAUAGCAUAGCCCCAAUCCCGCUGGCAGCUGGCUCUGCUUCCAUGCCAGGGCUGGGGCUAAGCUGGGGCUCCAAGCUGCUUGAGGGGGUCAACCUUGGACCAAAGCUGCCUUAAGCCCAAGGUAUAAAAGGGCUCCAGGGAAGGUGAGUGGGCCAUCUGCCAGAGGCUGGCUGGUCCUCCCCAGACUCCAGCAGGCCAUCUCGCCCUUCCCCUCUCCCCUCUGGCGUUUGUUCCUGUAGCCACUGGGCUCUUUCCCCCCUAGCUUCAAGCUGUACAUAGAGCCUCCCAGUGCAGAACCCCCGCCCACACCACUGCCCCGUAGCAGCCUGCGUGUGCAUAGAGCGUCCCCUCCCCAGUUAACUCCCAGUCCUGUCCCUGAGCUCUACUCAUAUUUAUCGUACACCCACUGACUCUGAGGUGGGCAGAGGGAAGCCACCCUAGGCCUGCUUGCUUCUUGUCCUCUGAACUGUCCUUUUCUUCCAAAUAUACAUAUAUAAAUAAAUGUAUAAAUACUGCUUUGUAUCUGA
Molecule: messenger RNA, 5884 nt
Organism: Sciurus carolinensis (gray squirrel)
Lineage: Eukaryota; Metazoa; Chordata; Mammalia; Rodentia; Sciuridae
Gene: Myrf
Product: myelin regulatory factor
Exons: 27
Biological process (GO): protein autoprocessing; positive regulation of DNA-templated transcription; central nervous system myelin maintenance
Cellular component (GO): nucleus; endoplasmic reticulum membrane
Molecular function (GO): sequence-specific DNA binding; DNA-binding transcription factor activity
Source: RefSeq, a predicted model, not a curated record